GGAAGAAGAAGCUGCUGGUUUCCUAAUCAUAGAGCACCGAAAUUUGAAGGAAACAGAAGAAAUGAGCAGUGAGUGAGAAAGGAACGAGGUGGAGCUGAGUGUGAAUUCUCGGAUUUGAGCCGCCGUGCCGGAGUCGAAACGCCGGGAUACCGAUUGAGAGGAGUCAGUUGGAGUUUGAUUCUUUCGGAGGACUGCAUCCGGAAGCUGUGAAGGUUCAUAAUCUCAGAUCUUCACAAUCGAUUGUUUCAGUUCUUGAUUGGAGAGAUAGAGAAUGUCGGUGCAGGAGUAUCUUGAUAAAUACAUGCUCUCUCGGAGAAUCGAAGACGCAGUCAAUGCCGCCGUGCGAGCCAAAACUCCUGAUCCCGUCCUCUUCAUCUCUAAUCAUAUGAGAAAAGCCAUUCCUUCGGUGAUUACGAAGAUAAAGGCGCGGCAGAUCCUAGAUAGUAGAGGAAUUCCUACUGUUGAAGUAGAUUUGUACACUAACAAAGGAAUGUUUCGUGCUUCUGCCCCGAGCGGCGAUGGCACUGGAAUGUACUGCUCAUUUCCUUUUAUGUCUGCUGUUAUUACAGAAAGAUAUGGUGCUAGUGGAUGUAAUGUUGGAGAAGUUGGAGGUCUGACUCCAAAUAUUUUGAGUGUUAGAGAAGGAUUGGAUCUUGUUAAAGAGGCUAUCAGCAGAACAGGUUUCAAUGACAGAAUAAAGAUAGCGAUUGAUGUUGCUGCUACUGAGUUCUGCAUAGGUACAAAGUAUGAUUUAGAGUUUAAAUCUCCAAGUAGGUCUGGGCAAAAUUUCAAGUCAGGAGAAGAUAUGAUACAGAUGUACAAAGAACUGUGCAGUGAUUACCCCAUAGUGUUGAUUGAAGAUCCAUUUGACAAGGAAGACUGGGAACAUAACAAGGUUUUUUGUGCUCUUGGACUUUGUCAGGUGCUUGGGGAUGACUUGUUGAAUUCAAAUUUGAAAAGAAUUGAAAAGGCAAUUCAGGAAUCUGCUUGUAAUUCUCUUAUUCUCAAGAUAAAUCAGAUUGGAACUGUGACGGAGGCUAUUGAAGUGGUGAAACUGGCAAAGGAUGCUCACUGGGGAGUGGUGGCAUCACAUCGAUGGGGGGAAACUGAAGAUUCCUUUAUAGCCGAUUUGGCUGUUGGCCUUGGUGCAAGUCAGAUCAAGGCUGGUGCUCCUUGUAGAGGGGAGCGGCUGGCAAAAUACAACCAGUUGCUUCGAAUUGAGGAAGAGCUUGGGGACCAAGCAAUUUAUGCCGGCGAAGACUGGAGGCCUUCAUCUUGAUCAUUAGCGUCAGGUCUUAUUCUCCAUUGUAUUCAACCUGGUACACUGGUUCAGAGUUCUGUAUUUUCUGCGAGUGUUUUCUGUUCUGUAUUUUGGGUUAUGCUGCCAACCAAGAAUUGAACCUUUGCUAAUUGGAAGUAAACAAGUAUACCUUGUGCUUCCAACUACAGUAGUCAUAUUGAGUUUUGGUAAGAAUUGAGCCUGUUGACCAAAUUACAUUGUCAAUUCAAAGAUUUUACUGAUUGUGCGAAAGCCCUUCAAUAGUUUGA
Messenger RNA from Rubroshorea leprosula, 1548 nucleotides. NCBI's taxonomy places the organism in Eukaryota, Viridiplantae, Streptophyta, Magnoliopsida, Malvales, Dipterocarpaceae. The record is from the annotation of a GenBank genome assembly.